AGAAACAUACAUAGAGCAAAACCGAGGAGAAACUUCUAAUGACCGCAACGACAGAGCCAUUCGGGUAGCAGUGAAUUGGUAUAAUGAACACUUGAAGAAAAUAGAGGAUGAGGAGAAGAUCCAAGUUAUCUUUUUAACAAAUGACAGAAGUAAUAAAGAGAAAGCUCUAGAGGAAGGGAUAACUGCUUAUACAUGUGAGGAGUAUAUCAAAAGCUUGACAGCCAAUCCUGACCUUGUAGAUCGUCUUGCUUGUGUAUCUGAUGAAGGGAAAGAAAUAGAAAGUGGAAAAAUAAUUUUCCCAGAACAUAUUCCUCUUAGCAAACUGCAGCAAGGAGUAAAGUCUGGUGUUUACCUCCAAGGAACUUACAGGGCAAGCAGAGAUAAUUAUCUCGAAGCUACUGUUUGGGUUCAUGGAGACGCUGAAGAAAACAAAGAGAUAAUUAUACAGGGGCUGAAACAUAUAAACCGAGCAGUUCAUGAAGAUAUUGUAGCUGUGGAGUUGUUGGCAAAAAAUGAAUGGGUGGCACCGUCCGCAGUGGUCUUGCAGGAUGAUGGUCAGAAUGAAGAUGACAUUGAAAAUGAAGAGGAGAAAGAAAACAUUCUGAAGACUUCUGCUAACAAGGACAUGCUGAGACCUACAGGAAAAGUAGUGGGCAUUAUAAAACGAAACUGGCGACCGUUUUGUGGCAUGCUUUCCAAAUCACAAAUCAAAGAGGCAAGGCGCCAUUUGUUUACACCAGCGGAUCGCAGAAUCCCUCGCAUUCGAAUAGAAACAAGACAAGCAGAUAUAUUGGAAGGACAAAGAAUAAUUGUUGCUAUUGACGGUUGGCCGAGGAAUUCCAGGUAUCCUAAUGGUCAUUUUGUAAAGAACUUGGGAAGUGCUGGAGAUAAAGAGACGGAGACAGAAGUUCUGCUGCUUGAACAUGAUGUCCCUCAUCAGCCUUUUUCCCAGGUUGUCCAUAGUUUCCUACCAAAAAUGCCAUGGAGCAUUACAGAACAGGAUAUGAAAUACAGGGAGGACUUAAGGCAUCUGUAUGUUUGUAGUGUUGAUCCUCCUGGCUGUACGGAUAUUGAUGAUGCAUUACAUUGUCGAGAAGUAGGAAAUGGAAAUAUAGAGGUUGGUGUACAUAUUGCAGAUGUCAGUCAUUUUAUUCGCCCAGGAAAUGCUUUGGAUGAGGAGUCGGCAAGAAGAGGAACAACAGUGUAUCUGUGUGAAAAAAGGAUUGAUAUGGUUCCAGAGUUACUUAGUUCCAAUUUAUGCUCCCUGAGAUCUAAUGUGGACAGGCUUGCAUUUUCAUGUAUAUGGGAGAUGAACCAUAAGGCUGAAAUUCUAAAAACCAGAUUUACGAAGAGUAUCAUUAAUUCCAAGGCUUCUCUUACGUAUGCCGAAGCACAAAUGAGAAUUGAUUCAGCCACCAUGAACGAUGAUAUUACUACCAGCCUACGUGGACUAAACAAAUUAGCAAAAAUUCUGAAGAAGAAAAGAAUUGAUAAUGGAGCCUUGACACUUUCCUCACCAGAAGUUCGUUUCCACAUGGACAGUGAAACUCACGAUCCUAUUGAUCUGCAGACUAAGGAGCUCAAAGAAACAAAUUCCAUGGUUGAAGAGUUCAUGUUGCUUGCCAAUGUCUCUGUAGCACAAAAAAUUUACGAUGAGUUCCCAGAGUUUGCUUUGCUCCGGAAACAUCCUGCUCCUCCCCCAUCAAAUUAUGACAUCCUUGUGAAGGCAGCAAAGUCCAAGAAUUUGGAAAUUAAGACAGAUUCAGCAAAGGCGCUAGCUGAAUCAUUAGACAAAGCUGAAUCUCCGAAGUUCCCCUACCUAAAUACACUGUUGCGAAUUUUGACCACUCGCUGCAUGAUGCAAGCUGUUUAUUUCUGCUCUGGAAUGGAUAAUGAUUUCCAUCACUAUGGUUUAGCCUCACCUAUUUAUACCCACUUCACCUCACCCAUUAGAAGGUACGCUGACAUUAUAGUACACCGACUUUUGGCCGUGGCCAUAGGAGCAGACAGUACUUACCCAGAACUGACAGACAAACAUAAACUAGCAGAUAUGUGUAAAAAUCUCAAUUACCGACACAAAAUGGCUCAAUACGCACAAAGAGCAUCUGUUGCAUUCCAUACACAGUUGUUCUUCAAAAGCAAAGGAGUAGUGAAUGAAGAUGCAUAUAUAUUAUUUGUAAGAAAAAAUGCAGUUGUAGUUCUGAUUCCCAAGUAUGGGUUAGAAGGAACAGUCUUCUUUGAAGAAAAAGGUAAACCAACACCAAGACUGGAUUACAACAAUGAGGUACCAUCACUUACUGUGGAAGACACAACAUUACGUGUAUUUGAUAAAGUUAAAGUGAACAUUAUGUUAGAUGCUUCCAACAUCCAACAUCAGAAAAUUCGGAUGGUGUUGGUAGAACCAAAG
Molecule: messenger RNA, 2407 nt
Organism: Tauraco erythrolophus (red-crested turaco)
Lineage: Eukaryota; Metazoa; Chordata; Aves; Musophagiformes; Musophagidae
Source: RefSeq, a predicted model, not a curated record